GACCAAAGUGCUCGGCCUCUUCCUGCCUCACGAUCAGCUCAGGAAGUCGAGGCUUAAACAGAGGGGAGGGCUGACACACAGGAACAUAUUUUCCCCUUUGCCUUGUAGUUUUUCCUUAUUCAGUCCUGCUCCGAUCAACAGGACGAAGAAUAAACGGGGCAAAGAGGAGGCGGGGUUUUCGAUGGAGCUGAGAGCGAAGGAGCAGUCGAACAGUCAGUCUGUGGAGAUAUGAUGGAGGCCAGCGUUGCUCCCCAGGACGUGGGCCCACUGACGGGACCACUCGACCCUCCCUCCGUCCCCUCUUCCUCUGCCCUCUCGCAACCCUCGCUGCCCCCCCACCCUCCAACCCGGCCGUGUCGGCCUAAACCUCCACUUUCUGCAGUCAAGAACUCCCCUCUCCCCUCUCGUCCUCCUCUACCUCCAUCCACCCCUCCAUCCCUCCCUCCUCCUCUCCCUCCCGUCCACGCACCUCCUCCCUCUCUCCCCUCCAACCCUCCUCCCCCAUCGUUGCCUCCCCCUCUCUCUCCUUCUCCCAUCUCCACUCCUCCUCCUCCCCUGCUGUCUCUCUCGUCUGCUGUCUCGUCUGAUCCGACACCCUCUUUUUCUCCUUCCCCUCUUCCCCCUCCAUUAUCUCUUACAGUCUCAUCCUCCUCUUCUUCCUCACCCCCUCCUCCCCCUGUUUUCCCACCAUCCUCACCAACCCCUCUGGUGCUGAGCGCAGUGGAUCAGCUGGUGGGGAGCACCUCUGUGUGGCAGCCCAAAGGACUCAGCCAAGAGCAAAGCACCAGCAUACUGGAGAAGGAGAGAGCCGGAGCCUUCUUGAUGCACGCCACAGAGGACGGAGCCGCCGUGACCAUAUCAGUACGGCUGCCCGAUGAGCAGGGGGCGCCGCUCCUACGCAACCUGAAGAUCAAACAACACAAGACGUUCAUCCACUUAGAGGGCUCCUCUCUCGUUUUUGAUGACAUCUUUAAGCUCGUCUCCUUCUACUGUGCCAGCAGGGAUGUCCUGACUGUCCCACUGAGGUUACCCACGGCCAUUACCACGGCAACUAAGAGAGAGGAGCUGGAGAUCGUUGCUGCUAUGGGUGCAGAUUUCUGGACGUCUGAUCUGAACCGGUCGGCUGAGAACCAGGACCCGGUUCCACAGCAGGACCACAUGUACCUGUAUGUGAACUCUGUUCCUGUGGAGGAGAGACCCAAAGAACUGAGCCCCUCCUCCUCCACCUCAAAACACGAUGUCACCACCAAUCAAAACAUCACCUCCUCCCUGCAGAACGGAGAAGCUUCACAGAAGGUCAAAGGUCAAAAUAAAACAAGCCAAGAGAUUAAAUACAAGCGGCCCCCACCCCGACCCCCCAGCCUGGGCUCAGGGUCCGGCAUAGGCCUCCUUUUCACCCCUCCUCCCGCCUCACCUCAAGCGUUGUCUUCUGCAACUCCAGAAGCUGAGAGAAAAGAGGAAGGAAGGGGAGGAGUAGCGGAGAGAGAAGAGAGGAAGUCAGCGUUAAUAUCACCUCCUCCGUCGAGGCCUCCUGUCCCCCCGCAGGGCCGAGCCGCUCCCCCUCUGCCUCCUGCUCCUCUCUGUCGCACCUCUCCUUCCAGAAAGAGCUCAGAGCGAGCGGCAGGAGAAGGGACAGAGAGAGAGAAGGGACAAAAUGCUGCAAAGAAAGCUGAGAAAGAGGAGGGAGGAGAGAGAGAGGAGAAAAUAAAAAGUAAAUCAGGUCUGCUGUUUGAGCACGAGAGCAGUGGCCAGCAGCUGGAGGAGGAGGAGGCAAGCAAGGAGGGAGAAAGAAGAGGCAAGGAGGAGGAGAAGGAGGACAAACUGAAAAGCAGCCCCCAGUGCUUGCUGCUGGGAAAGAAACCAUCCCGCCCAGUACCUCCACCGAGGAGGAAACCAGCCAUCCCAGACUUGGCCCCGUGCCCCAGCCAGGCCGGAGGAGCCAAUCAGAGCACUGGGAUUAAAGUGCCCCCUCCAUCUCCAGCACGGCGGCCCGAUGUGUCGCUGUACUCACCACAGGGGGGCGCUAUCGUAGGAAUGAACCCUGAUUCCAGCUCCACCAGCAGCGCAGAGGAAGACGGAGAGCCGAACCAGGACCUGGAGCAAAAUCACAACCGCCUUGUAGAGAGUCGCAGCUCCAAAGCACCCAUGAGAAGAACCUCCACCACAGUAAUGUUGGACCGGGCUCGCUACCGCCUGUCCACCGUCCUCACCGGACUCAUCAGCCACGAGCGUCGUCUCACGCAGCGCAUCGUAGAGCUCGCCAGGGACCCUUUCAGCUACUUUGGCAAUCUGGUGAAAGAGCACCGCGCGUUCACCUUGGAGACGAUGUCGAGCCACUCGUCCUCCACAGAGAUGUUGCAGGAGAUCAGACAGAUGAUGACUCAGCUGAAGAGUUACCUGCUGCAGAGCACUGAGCUGCAGGUCAUGCUGGAGCCACAGCACCAGUACACACAGGACAAACUCGAGAGCAUAGUCGAAGCUGCUCUGUGUAAAAGUGUACUGAAGCCCCUGAAGGAGCCGAUCUACCAGAGACUGGAGCAACUGCACACCAAUGACGACAGCCUCAAGCAGCUGGCUCAGAACCAGUCUGUAGUCCUCGGCAGCACCACCACGGCAUUAGGAAUUACCACUGCUAUCCCCGAGGCUUCAGCUAUGGAGAAGAUCAGCAUUAAGCUGAACAACCUCCAUCAGGAGUACUCUCCUCAGAAGAAGAUCGAGUUGCUGCUGAAGGCCUGCAAGAUCAUCUACGACUCCAUGUCUGUCAGCUGUCCAGGGCGGGCCCACGGCGCUGAUGACUUUCUGCCUGUGAUGAUGUACGUCCUGGCCCGGUGCAAUCUGUCCGCUUUGCAGCUGGAUGUUGAAUACAUGAUGGAGCUGAUGGACCCGUCGCUAACACUGGGAGAAGGUUCCUAUUACCUGACCACCACCUAUGGGGCUGUGGAGCACAUUAAGACGUUUGACCAGCAGAGGUCAGCAACACGCCAGCUCAGCAGAGAGGUACAAGACUCCAUCCACCGCUGGGAAAGACGACGCACCUUCAACCAGGAGCGCAUGGCUCAGGGAUCAAUACGGGAUUUCCUGACGGUGUGCUGUCCUGAGAUCGGGGCCAACCCAAAAACCCUGGGCGUCCUCCCCACGACCACCAUCCAGCAGCUCUCUGAGCAGUGUGCCGCACGCUUCGAGCAAGACUCCUACACGCUCAGCGUGUACAUAAAUGGCGUCCACCACCCUGUGGCCCUCACAGAGCUCGCCCUCAGCGUGAAGAACAGCUGCCAACCGGGAGCCUACUGCUUCGUCUAUCACCCCGCCGACCAACCCGGCAACUCCGCGCCCCGCCGCACCUGCCCCACCGACCCGCCGCCGGCUCCACCCGCUGAAAGUUCGGUCCCUGCCGACAGGGUGCCCGCUGAUACAGAGGAGUCCAAGGUGGAGGAGGAGAGUCUGAUCAGCUUGUAGCUCCUCCAGCAUCACAGUGGGAACUACAUCCCCACCAUCAUCAGUGGAGAUACAAAAAGAAGGAAAGCAAAAUCCAAGCGACGUUUUCAUCUCAGGUGUAAUUUAAAAUUAAAUCUGAGUGCACGUAGAACACAGAUUUCAGCACAUGGUGAGACACGUGCAGCACGACUAAACUGAGACAAAGACUGAAUUUAAAGAGCAGGAAGGGGUCUGGAACCCCGACGACUGCAGGAGGUGUGACAGAAUGUAAACUUACAUGUAACAAGCACAUAUAUGAUCAUGUUUAUACUGUUUAUACCCUUUUGAUACACGAUGCUACUCUCUGUGUUGUUCACGCUUUUCUUUUUAAACCCUUCGAGUCGUCCUCGAGACUAACGCUAUAUUUUAGAGGCAAAGCGGAGUUUUUUGGAAAAAAAUGUGAAUCCUUUUUGACGUGUUUCUGUUAGAAUCAUUGUUUUCUUUGUUCCAUGAGUUCUAAGACUCGGAACAACUAUUUAAUUAAAAACAGAAGACAUAAUCUGAUUGGCUGGGAUGAGGGUUAACCUUUUAAUACCCACUGGAGCAGCCUGGGAUCAAACCACCACCCUUCUGAUUAGUAGGUGACCUGCUCUACAGCCACACCUGCCUUCAAUACAAAUCUGCAUAUUCAGUGUGUGGCUAAAAUAAAACCCGGCCCUGAGGCUUAAUGUCGGAUGACUCGGUGGAUGUUGAGAAGUGAUGCGACACACAAAAACUUCCAAACACCUUCCUGAAGCUGUGGAGCUCAUCUUCUCCAUACUCGCGCUGUCUGUGCUGUUAAUAAACGGGCUGUUAAAC
Messenger RNA from Archocentrus centrarchus (flier cichlid), 4272 nucleotides. It is a transcript of the gene rin3, whose product is annotated as Ras and Rab interactor 3. The record is from RefSeq and is a predicted model, not a curated record. The transcript has 14 exons. The coding region runs from base 229 to 3456 and encodes 1075 amino acids. Gene Ontology annotation, cellular component: cytosol; endocytic vesicle. Lineage: Eukaryota; Metazoa; Chordata; Actinopteri; Cichliformes; Cichlidae. Gene Ontology annotation, molecular function: guanyl-nucleotide exchange factor activity; small GTPase binding. Gene Ontology annotation, biological process: vesicle-mediated transport.